CAGCUGACUCGCUCGCUCCGCUGUGCCUCUCGCUGACCAGCCUCGCGCUCUCUGCACAUCUACUCCACGCGGCUGCUGCUGCUGCUGCUGCUGCACACCCUUUUAACCACUGAGGAGGAGAAGAAGGAGACGAAGAACGGGGAAAACCGGGAGGACUCAAGUGGGGAGACGGCUCACCGGAGGAGGGGGAGGAACUGGAGGAGGAGGAGGAGGAGGAGGAAGGAGGCUGCGUUCUCAUCCUCGCGCGCAGCACGGGGACGUACAGGAUUUUAUUUUACUUUCCAUGGAGACGAGCCGCUUUUCCUCGCGCAGGUCUCCUCAAAGAUAUAACCGGGGAGGAUUGUGACGGCCGUGUGUCUUGGCACCGCUCCCCCCGCCAGCCAGGUGUUGCAUUCAAGCGCGAGCCCCUCAUGUUGGUGGAGAGGCACGAGAAGAAGGGUUGAUCAACGUUGCGGAUCCCGCGCACUCGACACUGAUCCUGUCUGCAGAGCCUCUUGAGCAACAACAAGUUGACACAUUUGAAUUUCCUCUGGCUCCAGACCACUCCGGUUUGAAGAUCCGGAUUCUACUAACGGAUUUCUUCUUUUUUGGCCUUCCCUGUCGGCUGUUGACCUCAACGGAUUUGUCUUUUUCUCUUUUAUGAACGAUACAGAAAAAGGAAUUAACGUGAACAUGUGUGCUUUUUUGCUCUCCAGCGGCACGCGCAAAUAGGAAAACAAUGGCAAAGUAGGCUAAACGGUCCUAGCUGUGCCAACGACGCACGAGACAUUUUUGGGGGUUCAUUUUAAAGAUCAGAUUUUCUGCCGUCUGCGAAAGCUGCUACCUGAAACCGUUUGCACCCCGAACCUCCGCCUUGUUUUUCACGGAUCCCCGCGUCCUGAUGGUGCGGACGGUCGGCGCACAGCGGCUCGAGCUGCUGCUUGGACGCGCCGCCCGGUGAUAUUUAGCCUUCAGCACAGAGACACGGAGCAUGGUGAUGAUGAUGGUACACGAUUAACCCGAGAGAUGCUUUUCAACUCGAGUCGGAUUCAUGUGCUGUUUCUUCAGUGGAAUCGAUCGAGUGACGAUGACCUCCAACCGCGCUUUACCCAGUGCCGUGCUCGCCGCAGCCCGAGAAAGAAGCACGCGCCCCCGGUUCGAUGCGCACGAGAGGACGUCGUCUCCCCAAAAUCGCUGAGCUAACUCGCAGCCGGGAAGGGAGGGACAGACUACUACAAACCCACACAACCAAUAGGAGAAGAAAAAGAAAACAACAACAGCAACAAGCAGCAGUGAUGGAACUGUCCGAGGUCCGGUGCUCCAGCGCGAGCGAGGAGCUGUACACUAUCAACAGGACCCCGAGCAGCAGCAACAACAGCAACAGCAGUGGCAGCGCGCGACCCAAACGGCUGCUGUGGCAGAACGCGGUGCGGCACAUCACCGAGCAGCGGUUUAUCCACGAGCAGGGCGGAGGAGGGGUGAAGGGCAUCGGACCGGAUGAGCCCUACGACCCGAGCCAGGGCGCGAGGAAGCAGUCGGCUGGGCGGACAUCGGUGGGAGACCGACACAAUAACGGCGGGACCAAGGUGUUCCCUGAGCGCGCCAGCAGCGACCUGGGGUUCUUGCAGAUCGACUGUGCGCCGAGCAACUCCGACUUCUUCCUGAACUGGGGCUACACGUACCGGGGCGUCAUCUUCCCCACGCUGCGGAACGCCUUCAAGUCCCGCGACCUGGAGCGGCUGUACCAGCGCUACUUUCUGGGCCAAAGGCGCAAGUCAGUGGUGGUGAUGAACAUCCUGGACGUGGUGACCAAGCUCACCCUGCUGGUGCUGCACCUCACCCUGGCCUCCUCCCCAAUGGACCCGAUUAAAGGGACGCUCCUGGGCUUCUUCACGGGCAUCGAAGUCGUCAUUUGUGCCUUAGUGGUGGUGAGGAAGGACACCACGUCGCACAGCUACCUGCAGUACAGCGGCGUGGUCACCUGGGUGGCCAUGGCCACGCAGAUCCUGGCGGCCGGGCUGGGCUACGGGCUGCUGGGUGACGGGGUCGGUUACGUUUUGUUCACCCUGUUCGCCACCUACAGCAUGCUGCCGCUGCCGCUCACGUGGGCCAUCCUGGCCGGCCUGUUCACCUCGGGGCUCCACAUCCUGGUCCAGCUGCUCAUCAACCAGAAUGCGCAGCUCUCUACCAACCAGGUAGCGGCUCAGGCUGUGUUGUUCAUGUGUAUGAACACUGCUGGAAUAUUCAUCAGUUACCUGUCUGACCGGGCUCAGCGCCAGGCCUUCCUGGAGACGCGGCGCUGCAUCGAAGCCCGGCUGCGACUCGAGACAGAGAAUCAGAGACAGGAGAGACUGGUGUUAUCAGUCCUACCACGUUUUGUAGUUUUGGAAAUGAUCAACGACAUGACAAAUGUAGAGGACGAGCACCUCCAGCAUCAGUUUCACAGAAUCUACAUCCACCGCUAUGAGAAUGUCAGCAUUCUUUUCGCAGAUGUCAAAGGCUUCACAAACCUCUCCACGACGCUGUCAGCGCAGGAGCUGGUGCGAAUGUUGAAUGAACUCUUUGCACGCUUCGACCGCCUCGCACAUGAACACCACUGUCUACGAAUAAAGAUCCUGGGAGACUGUUAUUACUGUGUGUCUGGUCUACCUGAGCCCAGACAGGACCACGCUCACUGCUGCGUGGAGAUGGGCCUCAGCAUGAUCAAAACCAUCAGAUAUGUGAGAUCACGAACGAAACACGACAUCGACAUGCGCAUUGGCAUCCACUCAGGCUCUGUGCUGUGUGGCGUGUUGGGACUCAGGAAAUGGCAGUUUGAUGUCUGGUCCUGGGACGUGGACAUCGCCAACAAGCUGGAGUCUGGAGGGAUCCCAGGGAGGAUCCACAUCUCCAAAGCCGCUUUGGACUGUUUGAAUGGUGACUAUGAGGUGGAGGAGGGCCAUGGGAAGGACCGCAACGACUUCCUCCGCCGCCACAACAUUGAGACAUUCCUUAUCAAGCAGCCAGAGGAUAGUCUGCUCACCUUGCCGGAGGACAUCAUGAAGGAGGCGGCCAGCUCGGCCGACCGCAGGGCGAGCAGCACCACCUUUAACGAGGCGUCCUGGAGCCCAGAGCUUCCCUUUGACAACAUUGUGGGGAAGCAGAAUACUCUGGCUGCCCUAACGAGAAAUUCGAUAAAUCUGCUUCCAAACCAUCUUGCACAAGCUUUGCAUGUCCACUCUGGUCCUGAGGAAAUUAACAAGCGAAUAGAGAGCGCCAUCGACUUACGGAGUGGCGAUAAGUUGAGAAGAGAGCAUAUCAAGCCUUUCUCACUGAUGUUUAAAGACUCCAGCCUGGAAGAGAAGUACUCCCAGAUGAGGGACGAGGUGUUCAAGUCCAACCUGGUGUGCGCCUUCAUCGUACUCAUCUUCAUCACCACCAUCCAAAGCCUGCUUCCCUCUGCCAGGAUGCUAACCAUGGUGAUCCAGUUCUCGGUCCUCAUCGUCCUCCAUUCCUGUCUGGUCCUAGUUACAACGGCGGAAGACUACAAGUGUCUGCCUUUGGUUCUGCGCAAAGCCUGCUGCUGGAUCAAUGAGACCUAUGCAGCGCGAAACGUCAUUAUCUUUGUCUCAAUCCUCAUCAACUUCCUGGCAGCCAUGAUCAAUAUACUGUGGUGCGACUUCGACAAGUCCAGCACCUUCAAGAAUCAGACGUACAACGAGUCGGCCUCCAUCCCAGACAUCUGCUUCUACCCAGAGUAUUUUGUGUUCACGGGGGUCCUUGCGAUGGUGACGUGUGCGGUGUUCCUGCGGCUAAACUCUGUGUUGAAGUUGGCGGUGCUGCUGGUGAUGAUCGCCAUCUACUCACUGCUGACCGAAGCUUUCUACACCUCGCUGUUUGUUCGCUACGACACCGUCCACCACAACACAGAAAACUUCCUGGGGACCAAAGAGACAUCUUUACUCCUGAUGGCCAUGUUCCUCCUCGCUGUGUUUUACCACGGCCAGCAGCUGGAGUACACGGCCCGGCUGGACUUCCUGUGGCGCGUCCAGGCCAAAGAGGAGAUCAACGAGAUGAAGGAGCUGCGAGAACACAACGAGAACAUGCUGAGGAACAUCCUGCCUAGCCACGUGGCCCGACACUUCCUGGAGAAGGACCGGGACAACGAGGAGCUGUACUCCCAGUCCUACGACUCUGUGGGAGUGAUGUUCGCAUCCAUCCCCGGCUUCGCCGACUUCUACUCCCAGACUGAGAUGAAUAACCAGGGAGUCGAGUGCCUGAGGCUCCUCAACGAAAUUAUUGCUGACUUUGACGAGUUGCUUGGUGAGGAACGCUUCCAGGACAUCGAGAAGAUCAAGACGAUUGGCAGCACCUACAUGGCCGUCUCUGGUCUUUCGCCUGAAAAACAGCAAUGUGAAGAUAAGUGGGGUCAUCUGUGUGCGCUGGCUGAUUUUGCCAUCGCCCUCAACGAGAGCAUCCAGGAGAUCAACAAGCACUCAUUCAACAACUUUGAGCUGAGAAUCGGUUUGGCCCAUGGCUCGGUGGUGGCGGGUGUGAUCGGUGCCAAGAAGCCUCAGUACGACAUCUGGGGGAAGACGGUGAACCUGGCCAGCAGGAUGGACAGCACGGGGGUCAGCGGCAAGAUCCAGGUGCACGAGGAGACCUAUCUGAUCCUGAAGGAGCGCGGCUUCGCCUUUGAGUACCGCGGCGAAAUCUACGUGAAGGGCAUCAGCGAGCAAGAGGGCAAGAUCCGAACACACUUCUUGCUGGGCCGGGUGCAGCCCAACCCGCUCAUCCUGCAGCCGCGCAAAAUCACCGGCCAGUACUCGCUGGCUGCCGUGGUGCUCGGCCUGGUGCAGUCACUCAACAGGCAGAAGCAAAAGCAGAUCCUCAAUGAGAACAACAACUCGGGCAUCAUGAAGGGCCACCACCACUACAACCGGAGGACGUUGUUAGCUCCCGGUGGCUCCGAGGUGGGAGGGGGGCAUCACACUGAAGCAGCUGAUAAGACUGAGUUGUCCUGAAGAGCAGACUGGAGUUUUAGUUCCACUCAAAUUUCUCAGAGGCAGAGCUGCUCUUCGGGCAAAAUAGAUUCCAGUGGUUGAGUUAAACUUCAGCUGGUGCAGCUUCACACACUGACUUUCUGGCUAAGUAACAUUAGGAAAGUUCUUCAGGAGUUGUAGUACUUUUAGCAUUCCAGUACUGAAAGCUUCAUCUGGUUUCAGACCUCUGAAUGGGCGCCCAUAUCUGUGAUUGGGAAAACAACUGACCAGUCAUCGCUACUUUUUAGAGCAUAGUGCUCUAAUAUGCUCGUGCGUGAGUAGCAAGUAUGGUGUGUGCUGUGAUUAGUGAAAUCUUAAAAUGGAGGUGUGAGGUGAUACACAGUCCUGGUAAUGGUCUCACACUAUUCCAUUGAUCUACAGGUUGCAGUAAGAAACACAGUAAUGCACCAACAAAGGCAAUGAAGAAGACUGCCAGCUAAUAUCCAUGUAUGGAAACAAUUCAGGUUUCAAACUUUCGAAAUAUCAACUUUCCAAAUGUCUUGUAAGGAAGUGUGUUAGUGUUUUAGUGAGCAACGCUGAAUGUAAACAGAAACUUUGUUCACUUUAAUCCUACAGCCAGGUAAAGGCAGGAUCCCUGGGGAAAAACUUUCUACAUGAGUUGAAUGAUGAGUUGGUUAUUGAACAUAAACCAUCUCACCUUUUGAAGUUAAUUAGUGGGUUAGCCUUAGCUUAGCUAACACAUUGGCUUUCAGAACUAUUUUGUGGCCCUUUUAACAUCAUGAAUGUCCCGUAUGAAUGAACAAAGCCACUUGCAUAAUUUCACCAAAGUUACUUCUUUUCACUUUUCUUGCCAGUUAGCUUAAAUGUGCUCUGAAAAGGUUUCUCUGGCUCGUUACCGCUCAGGAUUUACUCAACCAAUGAGAUUAUUCCUGCGUCCUGAAACAGCUCUGCUUUUGAUGAAUGUUAGUAGAACUGAAACUCCACUUUGCUCCUGAAGAAGGAGGUGGAG
Molecule: messenger RNA, 5970 nt
Organism: Micropterus salmoides (largemouth bass)
Lineage: Eukaryota; Metazoa; Chordata; Actinopteri; Centrarchiformes; Centrarchidae
Gene: adcy8
Product: adenylate cyclase 8 (brain)
Exons: 18
Coding region: 1140-4982 (1280 amino acids)
Biological process (GO): adenylate cyclase-activating G protein-coupled receptor signaling pathway; cAMP biosynthetic process; intracellular signal transduction
Cellular component (GO): plasma membrane
Molecular function (GO): adenylate cyclase activity
Source: RefSeq, a predicted model, not a curated record